Messenger RNA from Pyrenophora tritici-repentis Pt-1C-BFP, 495 nucleotides. NCBI's taxonomy places the organism in Eukaryota, Fungi, Ascomycota, Dothideomycetes, Pleosporales, Pleosporaceae. The record is from RefSeq and is a predicted model, not a curated record.
AUGUACCAACAGCGUCACGCACCGCGACUCCCUUGGUCAUGCUGCGACAAAGCUGCCACCGCUCAGAGAGAGAGAGAGAUUCUUGUGCAGUUUCAUGAGAAGCGGGACAAUGGCGGCGCUGCGAAAUGCGCGCACAACAAUGGGUCUUGCAUACAGGACCCCAUGUCUCUCUGCGCCCGUCAAGCGCCUAGCUUUGCAACCCUCGCAAACUUCCCCAGAAAAUUGAAGCUUGAGCCUGCAGCACUCGGACUGCGGCAGAAGGGCGCUCUAGCUGCUUUGGGCAGACUCUGGGGUAAAGUGAACGCUACCGCUGCUACUGCACGUGCUAACCGCAUCCACCCCUGGCGCCGCAUGACCACGGCUUGCAAAACUUUCCCCAGCGCCGUCAAUGCCCGCCUAUCACGCAACGCAUGGGCUCCAUCACUCUAUACUUGCGCUGCGCAUGCCCUUGAUCUCUUCGUACCGCCUACACUGUUGCCGAUACGGCGACGUUGA